AUGCAUUACAAACAUACAUCUUCAAGCCUACGUUCCCAGUAUCUGGGUAAUGCUGGCAGGACUUCAGCAGCUUCCCGCGAGGAGACUAUCUCAGCGUGCGCUUCUACUCGCCGCUCUCAACGCGCUUCGCGGGGCGGUAGCCACAUCGUCUCACGCGAUCGUCCUAUCUCUGGCCCAGUUCUUACAGAGGCACUGCGUCGGCAAGACUCAGCUCACCAGCCUGAUCAAGCUCUGUCUCCGCUUUACUCUAAGACAGUGGCUGUGGUAUCCGAUGGAAGCUUGGCUCACGAGAAAACCCCACCGUUCCCUAGGGACGAACCAGUGGACAUUUCGGUUCAUGUCAAUUCAGAUUCUGGUAGCGGUGCUCCAGCAUGGACGCCCAACAAUCGUGACUCUAUUAUCAGCUACGCACAGAACGAUCAUGGCAUCACAUCAAAUGGUCAUAGAGUUCCUCUGCGCGUGGUCAAUGCUUCUAGCAUACCUAGUCCUCGCAUGCUGUCUCGCCAAAGCUCGUACGUGGAGUAUGACCAGGACGUUACUGUUCCACGCACCCAAAGCAGUCGUAACUCUACCAUCGAAUAUGCCCAAAUUGAUCGAGGCAUAAUCUCAAACCACCUCCAUGCCAAUCUGCAAGUUGCCAAUUUUACCAUGAAUUCUACUCUCAAUGCACCAUCUAAUCGAGACUCCACUGGCUCGUACGUGUACACUGAUCGUGGAGCCCUCGGAUAUGUCCUCCAGGCCCCUCUCACCGUGAUGAACCCGGCCAACCUGCGCUUUAUUGAUACAAUCAACGAAGAGCCUGACAUUCAAUAUGAUCAGCGCGGUGAGGAAACUCGUCGCCGACGGUCGUUGGGUUUGGUCAACGCCUUGCCCGAAGCAACACAGCUUGACCAGCUUGAUCCCAACUUCUCCACGCACCAACAUCAACUCGAGCACUCUGAACGGGUGUUAGGAGACGAUGAUGGAGCAAGCGUCUUUCGGGGUAAUCGUAAAAUCCACCGACUAUCUCGUAGUGCGUCCGCAGCUUUGCUGCGCCCUCUCAAAGAUGGGUUCACCAAAGUGCGAGCGUUGUUUUAG
Messenger RNA from Parastagonospora nodorum SN15, 1077 nucleotides. RefSeq lists its product as hypothetical. The record is from RefSeq and is a predicted model, not a curated record. Bases 1 to 1077 code for a protein of 358 amino acids. Lineage: Eukaryota; Fungi; Ascomycota; Dothideomycetes; Pleosporales; Phaeosphaeriaceae. The transcript has a single exon.